Molecule: messenger RNA, 2486 nt
Organism: Fundulus heteroclitus (mummichog)
Lineage: Eukaryota; Metazoa; Chordata; Actinopteri; Cyprinodontiformes; Fundulidae
Gene: aftphb
Product: aftiphilin b
Exons: 9
Coding region: 342-2192 (616 amino acids)
Biological process (GO): intracellular transport
Cellular component (GO): trans-Golgi network membrane; AP-1 adaptor complex
Molecular function (GO): clathrin binding
Source: RefSeq, a predicted model, not a curated record
UAACACUAAACUAGGAUGGUAGAAUUGUUGCACGUUACAAGAUUGUCUACGAUUUUUUCAAAUACCCCUGGUCCCAUUUAUUGCGUGCUCAUUUUCAUUACGGCCCUAAACACUAAAGAACCAAACCUAGCUGUUUCCGUUGCUGCUUUUCUCUGUCAGCAAGGAUCAGCCUGAAAUCUGGCGCAGAGUGAGACCUCUUCUUGUUUCCCCCGCACACACCUCAUUCCACCUCAUUCCCAUACAGCUAAAAGGAGAUGAUGGAGACCUACGAUCCUGACAGCAUGAAGACUGCGGGGCAAGGACAAGACGCAUGAGGCCUUUGGGUCCCGCCGGACACACCCAUGGAUCGUGACGUGACGCCCUCUCACUCCCCCCCUCCACUGGACACUGACGAUGAGGUGGCGUCAGAGGAGGAAGGGUUUGGGGAUUUCUCUAAAGGGGGGGGCUGCACCCCACCAGGUCAUGCCGACGUCUCAGAACCGCCGUCCUCCUUCAGACGGACCUAUCCCACAGAGAAGCCGGCGACCCGCCUGCCGGACCCCGGCUCUAACCACCUGGCUGAACCAACGUCUGAGGAGUCUGGGAGGUGUCCUCCUGAAUCUUCGCACUGCUCGAACGGCCAUGCCGAGGAAGACCUGCGCCCUGAGGCCUUUAGCGGCUCUAUAGCGAGCUGCUCUGGGGAGGCAACGGGGUUUGCCGAUUUCGCCGUGUUCACAGAGCAGGCGGGACACCCGUGGUGCUGUGGCUUCACGGAGCAGUGGGACGACAGGGCGGGAGGGGGACGCCUCAGCGUGGACGAACAGGUUUGUGACUCAGGGCGGGAGUUUGUCACGGAGUCGGAGCCUAGAUCCCAGCUGGCAUAUGAGGCAAACGGAGGGGUCUGCGUUGAGAGCGAGCACUGUGAGAAAAGAGACGCGGCACCCGUGCAACCACCUCAGGACCACCGUCGGUCUCAGGAAGAUGAAGCAGGUGGGAAUUCUGGACCCGAGGAGCCUGCCUCAGGUGACGGGGCUUUCUGUGUUGAUGAUUUGUCACUGAAGGCUGCCUCUGCAGAGCUAGAACCAAACACUUCAUCCCUUACGUCCCCCGGUGGCCAGGCUGCUUGGGACCAGACUGAUGACGAGGGGGAAGUAACGCAAAACUGUGGGACACCGGACUCCCUCGUCAGCAGCUGUAGGGCCAACCUCGGCCUGUCUGAGUCUGAGAUGGAUGGCCCUCACUGCAAUGCGCCUCAGGGAACCUCUGCUACCUCCUGCCAGCCACACUCUGGUACACACACUCAAGAGAAGCGUACGCACCUUAGCGACAUUAACACCGAGCCACACAGGGAACCUGUCGGGACGGCUGAUCCAGGAGUGCAGAGCCUGGGAACCCUCGCGCCCAGCGACAGCUUCGCAGAUUUCUGCUCGGCCCCCGCGCAGGACGACGAAGAGGGGCCGACGUGGGCGGACUUCACGGGCCAAAGCGCACCGGUGGAGGGAAGCGUAUGGACAGAGCGCAGAGAGCCUGGCGACGAGGAGGAGGAGCCUGACCAAGAUGGAGUAACGAGAAUGAACAGGUGUCAGGGUCAGGCUUCCCUGUUCUGCCAUGUCCAGCAGCUCCUCCGGUCCAGUUUCCCGGAGGUACGGCUCCCAGCAGUGGAAGGGGAGGAGGACCUGCCCAACCUUGGUGCUUUACUUCACAGCCAGCCCUCUCCAGAGACCGAGGAGGACAUCCCAGAAGUCAGCCACGCUCUGAGGAUCCAGCAGUCGGUGUUAAGCCCACACGAGGACCUGCGCUGCUCGCUUGGUCUCCAGUUUAGGUGGGGGGGUUCUCACAGUAACACAACUCUGCUCAGGUGCCUUGGUGUGGACCCUAGGAACAUUGUUUUCAUGGGCACAAAGAAGCAGGCGGUGACCGUGCCAGCUUAUGCCUCUUCCCUGGGGACGCUGGAUGCCACCAAAGACCCCUCGCCGGCGGUCACGGGACCCUCCGGGCCCCGGGAAACGCAGGAACCCCCGACCCGUUCAGAACAGGAGCUUCCACCGAACAAGGCGGACUGGAGCUGCAGACGCCUUAGCGGCUCCCAGGAGGCCUCUCCUCUCGCUCCAGAGCAUGCUGGGCUCCUGCCGUGUUUCCCGCUGUUUCUCCUUCCUUCCUUCGCUCGGCUGCCGUGGGCUACAUAUUGUCGCUCUCAACAGCUCCAUGUCUGAUAGUGGAAGCGCGACCGAUGUGGGAGCAAGUAGGAAAAGGAGAUCAGUUAUUUCCUUUAUCUCCUGCCACUAUUUGGAGCAUUUAUCUCAGUAUUUAUCAGCCCCGUUGGUGAUGAGAAAAAGAUUUAUUCAUUAAUCUCGAGUGGCGACCCCAGAUGUGGUCCAGAUGAAUGCAGCUUCACGGUCCUGUAGUAAAACUAACUCACUUCCACCUGCUGCAUGGGUCCAGUUGGGUUUUUUCUGUAAGAUUUCUCCACCUUUAUUCGACGUAAAAAAGGGUUUCCACUUUUUUUU